CAGCAUAAUAGCAACCAACUGGCGCCUUCCCGCCGUUACGCCAACACCAUGACACAACUCACGCCCAUCUCUUCGCGCAAACGCCCCUCGCCGGAUGAUGGAGCACAGUCAGAUGGUUUCAGUACAUGCGACACCGGGUCAACGAAGCGUCAGCGAACACUAUCACCAAGCACAACCGCAUCGUCGGGCCUUCGUCUCUCCAUACCUCACGAAGAUGCGCCACCAACGCCACCAGCAAGCGCGAGAGUGAGAGGUACCAUGGCUCUGAGGCUCGUUAUACCGCAAGAGCAGAUCAGCCGCGAACAGCAGAAGAAGCUUAGUAGGCACAGAGCUGAUGCAGAGCGCUGGAAACCGAAGCUUCAACGACCGUAUCCCAGGACGACUGAGAUCGAGAAAGCGUACCCGUUCAAACUGAUGCGACACUAUCCCGAUGCAACUACACGGAUUCAGCCGAACUUCGUCAGGCCGAGUAUCGAUAAAUCUCCUCGUGUGUCUCGCCUGUUGGAGCAGUUCCCGCUCAUAGACACCGCUCAGUCUGCACGAGAGGCACACGUAGAACUGCAGACGAAUAUACACAUCACGGAAACUGAACACGCGCAGCGGCUAGCAUGGCAGUCAUUCUCGCGAACUGAGCGGGACCGAGUUGACCGCGGGCGCGAGGCGAUGAUACAAUCUGGCCUUUUCACCGAUGAUUUGAGACUGGAGACUGUCGGCCGGCAGAACAGGUUGCCUGAGUGGAAGAAGCCUUGGACAGGACGCUUUGCUCGAGAGCGUCAAGCAGCUGGCUAGAGACUCGCUGCUAGACGCUCUUACGACACGAAUCCGAAUCUCGCCUUAGUCAUCCAUGCGAUUCGGACGAAUAUGACUCACACUUAUCCGGUACGUGUACUGUAACAGC
Molecule: messenger RNA, 898 nt
Organism: Macroventuria anomochaeta
Lineage: Eukaryota; Fungi; Ascomycota; Dothideomycetes; Pleosporales; Didymellaceae
Exons: 2
Coding region: 49-789 (246 amino acids)
Source: RefSeq, a predicted model, not a curated record